This is a messenger RNA of Anoplophora glabripennis (Asian longhorned beetle), 2982 nucleotides long. Its product is annotated as aminopeptidase N. Gene Ontology annotation, molecular function: peptide binding; metalloaminopeptidase activity; zinc ion binding. The record is from RefSeq and is a predicted model, not a curated record. Gene Ontology annotation, biological process: proteolysis; peptide catabolic process. The transcript is spliced from 14 exons. Lineage: Eukaryota; Metazoa; Arthropoda; Insecta; Coleoptera; Cerambycidae. Gene Ontology annotation, cellular component: cytoplasm. The coding region runs from base 90 to 2888 and encodes 932 amino acids.
CUUUAUUGAACACCAGUUAUACUACAAGAAUCGGUGCAGCCUUUUAAUUAUUGUGUAUCAUUAAUUUAACACAACAGAUCCGUCUGAGGAUGUGGAGUUUCUCGAGUCUUCUAGUGCUAGGAUAUUUCACCUCUGUAUGUAGUCAUCAGAAGAGGAGCAUAGAUUUAAUAGCAGCUCACAGCUUAAUAUCCCAGGAGAGGUUGCCGCAAGACGUCGUUCCGAAUGGAUACCACUUAUCCCUUCAACCAUUUCCGGCGGACGGGUAUUUCGACGGAAAAGUAAAAAUCACCGCGACAGUGCAACAUAAGACUAGCGAAAUAAUCGUCCAUGCCGACCAAGAUUUGGUCGUACUGGACUGUAAUGUAACUCAGCUCCUAGCCUCAUCUGACGAGUCGACAAUUAAGCAAUCUGCAACAUCGAACACGACCAAAUUACCUGUGCAAUCGACCCAAAAAUUAAGUAAAAAAUCCUUGUUUACGAUUACCCUCCAGAGUCCAGUGGAACCGGGGGUUAUUUUAGAAAUCCAUAUACGAUUCACCGGAAGAAUAUUUAACGACUCGUCAGAGGGCUUGUUCAGAAGCAGCUACGUCGAUCCGGUAACUAAAGAAACUAAAUGGUUUGUUGCGACGCACAUGCGACCGAACUUAGCUAGAAGCGUAUUUCCUUGUUUCGAUGAGCCCGCUUAUAAAGUACCCAUUGUGAUUACAGUAGGUAGACUUAAAAAUAUGACCGCCGUUACUAACAUGCCUUUGGCAAAAAUUGUAUCGAUGGAGAACUCGGAUGAUUGGGUUUGGGCUACUUUCCUGGAAACGCCACCAAUAUCAACAUUUUCCAUCGGAAUCGUAAUAUCGGAAUUUACUUCUUUGAUCUACAACGUCUCAAAUGAGAAUGAUACGAGGUUAAAAAUACGCGCUAGGCCAGACUUUAUAUCCGCAUUGACAAAUGUCUCUGAUAAAGUCGUAAGGGCAUUAGAAAUUUUGGAGGACUUCUGGCAAACGCCUUACCCGUUGCCCAAGUUAGACAUUUUCGCUCUCCCAAACUAUCAGGCCACGAGGCCGGCGGAUGGCUGGGGAAUACUUCUAUUCAAAGAAAGCGAACUGAGCGGAAAGGGAUCAUGGCAUAUCACUCAAGAGUUGGUCUACCAGUGGCUGGGGGCCUUGGCGACACCAUUUUGGUGGAGCGACGCACACAUUAACAACGCUCUUGUUAGAUUCGUUACUGCUUAUACGACGCUCAAGAUGGAUGAAAACGAGACUUUCAACAACUGGCCGAUGACCAUGCUGUAUUCGAUUUAUUAUGAAUUUAGUAAAAGGUAUCCCCAUGGAAAAAGUACAGCUAUUAAACAGGACUCGGCCUCUGCAAAAACUGAGUUGGUAUUCAGGAUGUUGAAUUACACCCUCGGGGAGAGUACGUUCAAGCAUGGAUUACAAAAGUUUAUCGCUGACAGGAAGUAUAAAACUUUCUUUGGAGAUGACAUUUGGCACUGUCUAACGGAACAGGCUAGAUUUGACGAAAGACUGCCCAAAACCAUCACCGUCAACGAAAUCGCAGCGUCCUGGAUUACCAAAGACAGACUGCCUGUCGUUACCGUUCUUAGAAAUUACGACGAUAACUCUGCAACUCUGACGCAGAGGGUGUACUUAAGAGAGCGACCACACGACGUCCCGGACCAAGAAAAGUUUGUUUGGUGGAUUCCCAUCGUCUUGAUAGGGCAAGACCACUUGAACUUUUUCAAUUCCACCCCGCAGGUUUGGAUGAAACGAGAACGGGAAAUAAAAAUUAGCCACCUUCCAGGGAAAGACUCCUUUAUCAUAAUUAAUCCAGAGGAAAUUGGGCCGUUUCCUGUAAACUACGACAUAAAAAAUUGGAAUAUGUUGGCGCAGUACCUUUGCACAGAAAAUAGAACACAAAUUCCAGUAAAUACGAGGGCCAAAUUGUUACACGACGCUUGGAAUUUGGCAUACGCCGGUGAUCUAAGUUUUGCCACUGCUCUAAAUAUGACUUUGUUUUUGAAACAUGAAAGGGAAUAUUUAGCUUGGGAUCCCGUUUUUACACUUAUUGACCACAUAGGCAGGCAUAUUGACAGUUCUUCUGUUCAUAAAAAAUUUCAGUCGUACGUUAGAAUUCUUCUGACGCCUCUUUAUGAAGAAUUAGGAAAUGAACCUCAAGAAGGAGAAAGUGAGGGUCGGGCACAUUUGCGAAGUUCCUCAAAGGUUUUCUUAUGUCAAGCGGGUUACAAGCCUUGCAUAGAAGAGGCUCAAACGGCUUUCAAGAAAUGGAUGCAGAGCAACAAUCCCGAUGAAGGAAAUCCGGUAGCAAACCAAUACAUUUGCCCUGUAUUCAAAUGGGGGACGCAAGAGGAAUGGGAAUUCGGUUUGCAGAGGGUUAUUAAAUUCCCACAGAGCAGAAAACAAAACGAACGAACGUAUUUACUGAAAACCUUAGCUGGCUGCCCUAAUGAUGCCCAUAAGAUCGAAACGCUGUUGAACAUCACUGUUAUCGAACAAAACGGCAAUUUUACGGACAACGAUAUUUACCUAAUAUUUAGCAUGUUAACCGGCGGAGCAAAUGGCUAUACGAGUCUGUUCAAUUUCUUGCGGAAGAACUGGGAUAACAUAAAAAUAAGGUUCGAGGAAAAACCUCAUCUAUGGAAUAGUCUGAUUACGUCAGCCACUACCGUCUUCAAGACACAGGAAGGCUUAGAUAUGGUGUCCGAAUUGUACGUGGAAAGACAAAGCGAAUUCGGCACGGCGGAUUUCGUUAUAGAGAAAGCAUUGAGAAACAUAAAAGAAGAAACUAAGUGGAGCAACGAUAAUUUGCCAGUCAUAGAGAAAUGGUUGGACGAAUAUCUAAAAGUUAAUGAUGUGGAUCCCACAAAAACUCGUUGAACUAGUGUUUGCUGUUAAAUUCUCUUGGAUUACUGGGAGAUAUUUACUAAUCUGUAGAUAAUUUUGUUUAUGUAUAAUAAAAUAUUUAUUGUGG